UUGGGGAUUCCUCCCGAAGUUUCGUGCGAGUACGCGCGAAUUUACAAACUGAACAAAAUGUCGGAGAAGACGGAGUAUAUCCUAAACAGCCGAUACAGCUGCAAAAAGAACAUAAACUAUUUUUUCUUUUCUUAUCCUGGGUUUCCCUCUGGUGCUUUCGCAGAAACGGUCCGAAAGCAUGCAAAUGCUCUCAUUAAUACCAAUGGGGGCAUACUUGUUUUUGGGGUUAAUCCCAAUUCAGAAUUCAUAAGUGGAAUAAAAAGAAUAACACGGGCAGAAGAAGACCUGUAUCGCCUUUCACUUGACAGGGAAAUAAGGAAUUUCAAGCCGAGUGUAUCACCAAGUCUAUACAGGUUUUCAAUUCGCUUUUUAAGCAACUCGCUUUGCUUGCUGGAAAUCCGCAUCAGUGCUGGACCAGUUGGUGAGAUGUACAUGACAGGCGAUGAAAAGGUGUAUAUUGUAAAACAUCAUCAUCUUCACGGGCCACUCUACCCGUUCGAAAUUAAAGAGCUUGUUCUUGCCAAAUACAAGGCGGAGAUAAAGCAUAGCCAAGGUGUGAUCACGCCAGCCUUGUAUUGAUGAAGAGUUAGCGGUAAUUUUGGAAAACCAAAAAGGGGGAAUGAAACCAACUUUUUAUACAGGAGGACUUGUUAAAAAAAAGGAAAAUUGUUUUAAAAAAGAUAUCCUAAAAAUUGUCAACGAGGGCAACAUCAAAUCAUGGACCUUUAUUUCCUAUCAAGAGCUUGUACUCUAGAUGCAUUUACCUUAGAAACGUUAAUAAUUGAAAACUAUUGUUAUAAAAGACCUGAAAAGAGGGCAUAACGAAGCCAUUGGACGGAUAAAAAUGAUUAAAAUAACUGUUAUUACAUGAA
Molecule: messenger RNA, 872 nt
Organism: Nematostella vectensis (starlet sea anemone)
Lineage: Eukaryota; Metazoa; Cnidaria; Anthozoa; Actiniaria; Edwardsiidae
Exons: 6
Coding region: 58-579 (173 amino acids)
Source: RefSeq, a predicted model, not a curated record